AUGUCCCUUUUUAGAAAGGUGGGUAUAUCAUGUUACCCCAAUAUAAGCAAUUUGCAAGUCACUUCUCUUGGUGCUGUUAACCAAGUUCGUAAUGCCACUAAAAAAGUUUCGGGAUCCAAAACGAAUAAAAAUGAUUCGGCUGGUAGACGCUUGGGUCCAAAGGCUCAUGAAGGUAACUUCGUUAAGCCUGGACAAAUUAUUAUGAGACAGAGAGGUAGUAAGAUACAUCCCGGUGAAAAUGUGAAAAUUGGAAUUGACCACACGAUAUACGCUGUAGAACCGGGAUACGUUCGUUUUUACCACGAUCCUUUUCAUCCAUUAAGAAAAUAUGUCGGCGUCUCUCUCAAGAAGGACUUAAACUUACCAACGCCUCAUUUCUCACCUCGGGUAAGAAGGUUUGGGUACGAAUUGCUAACCGAACCUUCUGAAGCUAAGAAGGAAGAGGAUCACAUGUCAAGAAAGGAAUACACUUAUCAACCGAAGUUAGAGGAAGCCUUGAAAGCUGAGAAUGAACUCAAAAGCAGAAUUACUUCCGAAUUUGAAGACGCAUUAAGAAAUAAAUUCAAAUUAGUCUUAAAUCAAGAAGAUUUGAAGGUUGCAUUGACAAGAUUUUAUGAUAUCUUCCAAUUAGUUAAGAUUGGGAAGCCCGUCGAAGAUGCGAAGAUUCAAGCAACAUAUAAUUUUAUUCAUGAUCUCAAGCUUACAGAACGAAGAGCAGAAAUUUCAGCCGAUGAAUUUUUGUCCAAGAAGGCCUACUUCGAGAAAUUUUUCUCAAGUCUUGACAGCCAGGUUACUGUUGACGUAGAUGGAUCAUUAAUUGCUUAUAUUGCCGAAGAAGAGAGACAAUCUGAAAGACAAAGAAUUUCUAAGACUUUGCAUUCGACUUAUUCAAACAGAGUUCUCUCGGUCAAAGAAAGAAAGGAAGUUGAGUCAUUAAUUUGUACACCAGGUGUAUUUGAUCUUUUGCAAAGGUAUCAACUUAGAACCAAAUACACUCCUUCCGUUGUUCCAUUUUCGGUUCCUGAUUCGGUCAUUGAGAUCACUGAUGUUAAGAAUCCUCCUGAAGGUGUGAUUAUCCAAAAAAUAUUUGACGAAGCUGCCAGAUCAACUAGAAUAGUAGGUAGACCCAGGGAAGUAUUCGCUUUCAGAAAAUAG
Messenger RNA from Scheffersomyces stipitis CBS 6054, 1155 nucleotides. RefSeq names its product mitochondrial 54S ribosomal protein bL27m (gene MRP7). Lineage: Eukaryota; Fungi; Ascomycota; Pichiomycetes; Serinales; Debaryomycetaceae. The record is from RefSeq and is a predicted model, not a curated record. Gene Ontology annotation, cellular component: mitochondrial large ribosomal subunit; ribosome. Bases 1 to 1155 code for a protein of 384 amino acids. Gene Ontology annotation, biological process: translation. Gene Ontology annotation, molecular function: structural constituent of ribosome. The transcript has a single exon.